Messenger RNA from Pyricularia pennisetigena, 891 nucleotides. RefSeq lists its product as uncharacterized. Lineage: Eukaryota; Fungi; Ascomycota; Sordariomycetes; Magnaporthales; Pyriculariaceae. The transcript has a single exon. Bases 1 to 891 code for a protein of 296 amino acids. The record is from RefSeq and is a predicted model, not a curated record.
AUGUCGCAUCAUUCUAGAUCAUCGACUAUUGACUCCAGUGAGUCCAAUGAGUCCAAUGAGCUAUUCCUCGACUGUAUCGAAGAAGCUCUCCAAGAGUGUCCCCCGCCACAUCCCGAAGUCGCCACCACCGAGGACCCUGUGCUGGCCAGCAAAAGAAUUGCUGCAGCAAUCCAACUGCAGAAUGAGGAUCUGCGCCACCUUCUCCAUGACGCCCAAGCCAAGGCCCCUGGGGAUGAGAAAGCCCCCACCUCGGCCGCAGGGACGAGCCCAAGCCAGGGCAACGUCAUGGACAAGUUGAAUGCUGAGAUCGAGCAGCUGAGCAAUACGCUCAAAGCCGCCCGUGCAGACCUUGCCGCGGCCCAGUGGCAGCUACGAGAGGCGGGCCGAGUUCAGACUCAGGCACCAAACACCUUCGAGGCUACGAUGACGGAGGUCAUCGAGGCAGUCGAUAGCAAGUGGCAGGACUACAACUCCCUCGCAUCCGUCGCCGACCCGGCCAAAGAGAUCAAGCACCUGCGCCAGAGGAACAAGGAGCUUGAAGAGGAAAACAAGAACCUCGACAGGAAGGGCUUCAUACCCAAGAGGAUGCGCGACCUCGUCAACAAGGUCAAUGCGCUCAGGGAGAGAAACUCGGAGCUCACGGACAAGCUCAAGAGGAACGAGAGGUCAAAGGCAGACGUCGACAGGAUUGCUGAGCUCGAGGCGGAGAUUUCAAAAAUCACUCUAGAAAAAGCGGAUCUUUUCAAAAAGCAGAAAAGCAUCUUUCAUCUGUGCAAAGAGCUCAAUGAGAACCAGGGCCACAAAGGUGACCUGUCUGAAUACAAGAUGAAUGACAUGGUCUUUGAGAUGUUUGGGGAGUUUAUCAAGCAAAAGAUUGCUCAGUACAAGUAA